Molecule: messenger RNA, 2441 nt
Organism: Haliotis rubra (blacklip abalone)
Lineage: Eukaryota; Metazoa; Mollusca; Gastropoda; Lepetellida; Haliotidae
Product: transmembrane protein 145-like
Exons: 5
Coding region: 114-1700 (528 amino acids)
Biological process (GO): response to pheromone; G protein-coupled receptor signaling pathway
Source: RefSeq, a predicted model, not a curated record
AUGGCGGACGCAGCUGACAGUGACAACCCGGCGUGAAAUAUAUUCCAAGUGUAGAAGUAUGCGCCUGCAUCAGAUAUGAACAAACAACUUAUGCGUAGGGAUUUAUAUCAGAAAUGGAACCUUCAUACGUGAAGCUGCUUCUUAUCAUCGCCAUUUUAUUACCGUAUACCUCAUGUCUUCACUUAAAAGGAACAUGGAACUCGGAAGGAUUUUUCUUGUUUCUAGCAAAGUUUGGUUUUCAGAAAACCACAUCUCCAGAUUUAGACCGAACACAAGGUUAUAUUUUUGGAAACAUCACCACAGACUCAAGUGUAAGCCUGGAUCUUAAGCUUGUUGUGGUUGAUAGUGAAUAUUUUAUUGAAUUUUACACAAAUCGGACGUUGCCACGGGAAACUGCUUGUCCAAGAAUGUUCAACAAGAUAGACACAAUCGCAUUUGAUGUUGAUUGUAACCCAAAUGGAGAACAAGAUUUUCUCAGGAGGGUACCUUGUCCACAUAAUAUGUUAUGUUUGGAUGAAGACGACCCACACAAUGUAGUACCUGGGUACCAGUUUACCUACAAAGUAAGGGACACAGAACGACCAAGGUUUUGGUACGUCAGUAUAGUUGCCUGCCAUCGUAACGGUGUUCAGGAACCCAAGUGUCAGUGGGGCUACAACAAGACCCAACAUGGAACAGUUGCCUAUGACAUAUGGAUGGUCAAUGGCGACCCCAGUGCAAAACAUCUGAACCCAUUUGAACACCAGUUCUCCUUCGAGCUGCACGACGUGUUUGAAAUCCACCUGAUGGCCAUAGUGUUGUGUACUUUACUGUUUCUCUUGUGGCUGUACGCAUUCCUCAGACAGCAGCACACACUGACGAAGAUCUUCACAGCCAGCUUCCUGUUAGAGAUGGUCGGCAUCAGUUGCAGUCUCCUCGACACCACCAUCUUUGCCUUCAACGGGUGGGGUGCCGAGUGGCUAGGCAUCAUGGGCACGCUUGUCCGGGUCCUCAGUCAGUGUCUGUUCAUGCUGUUUCUCCUGCUCAUUGCCAAAGGAUGGGAGAUUACCACUGAUAAACUCAGCAGGAACACUGUCCUCUUCACUUUGUGGGGAAUCUACACUGUCUUGAAUAUUGUGCUCUUUGUCUGGAACAAAACAGAGGUAGACAUCAUAUCCAACCUGGAUGAAUGGCAGACGUACUCUGGGUAUCUGACUCUAGCAUUUCGACUGGUUAUAAUGAUGUGGUUUCUGUGGGAGCUUCGCCAAACAUUCCGCUCUGCUGUCCACCCUGACCGCCUGAACUUCUUCCAACAUUUUGGUGCUUUCUGUCUGGUCUGGUUCGUCUACCUGCCUGUCCUUGCUCUCAUUGCUACGCAGGUGUCAGCUCUGUGGCGCUUCAAAACUGUUCUCAGUAUAUCGUAUGCGGCAGAUGUCUUGGCAUAUGCUGUACUGAUUCACCUGUUCUGGCCCAGCAAGUCCGUGCUGUACAUGAUUAAAGGGGAAGUCCCUUUACAAACUUAUGAUCUGGAAAUAACAGGGUUGUUGGAUGACAUACAGGAGACAACGCUGUUUGCAAGGUCAACAGACAAGAGUGAUGGAGAAGAGGAAGAGGAUGAACUCCUUGGACAUGUUGAAGACAAGAAGAGCAACGGCAACAUCGCAAAUGGAAAAGUGAACCACGCGACCCUACUGGGUGAACCUGAAGAAACGUCACUAUAGUUCUUCAGCCGAUCACUGAUACAGUCAUGCCAUAACUCAUGUAUGAGUCUCUUUUUACGAACAUUAUGAACAAAACAAAUGUUUUAUUCAUUUUGAAUUUUCAAAACAGCAGAUAUCUGCAUCAGUAUUUUCUAAAAGAAGGCUCAUGUUACUUGAACAUUAUCAUUUUUCAAAGCAUAAUAUAUUUACCGUGGUACAAGAAUCGGUUGAUUGGUAAGGAAAAAUAGAUGAGAGAACGUUGAGACUGUGUGAUAAUGCCAUAACAAACAAGUGUAACAUAUUUUAUAUCUGUCAUGUAUUAUUGUUAAGAAUGACAGUCCAUGCAUAAUUCUAUGUAAUAUAUACAACAUAUAUAUUGAAAGCAUUAUAUAUUCAGAAAGUUUUAAACUGUGAUGUAUGUAAAAUCAUGUGUCAUGUUUGUGAUAUUUUCGAUAUGAUUGCUGUGCAUUUUGCUGUUUCCAGUAUGCUGUCCAACAGUGUGGUGUGUGUGUAGUCUUGUCACGCUCAGUAAGGUUGUGUUACUGAUGUUAUUCGCUCACCUGACUGAAAGUCAACUGAGCUUCAGUCAUGGCCGGUUCGUCUGGCAUCUAGUCAGUUUUCUGUUGAUUGUCAUAAAUGUCUUCCCCCCAAAGUGAGCAUCGGACUUGUGAAACCGAAACUUCACAAACUUGUUCAGGGAAAGAAACCUUUAAAAAUUUCCCACUAGAUCACAGGACCAGUGAGUGGACAAUAAUUAAUGAU